This is a messenger RNA of Penaeus vannamei (Pacific white shrimp), 1041 nucleotides long. NCBI's taxonomy places the organism in Eukaryota, Metazoa, Arthropoda, Malacostraca, Decapoda, Penaeidae. The record is from RefSeq and is a predicted model, not a curated record.
CUUCUUCGUCUUUUUUUAUCAACAGUGCAUCAUUCCUGGAAGAUCCACCAUGGGCGGCGGGCGACUGCAAGCGGCGCUCCUUCUGGUGGUGUGUGCUGCGACCUCGCUGACCUCGGCCGAAUAUGAAGAUGGCAUUCCGCUCUGCAAGAACAUAGAACAGGACACGAACAGCGCAUUCGAGUGGGUACCUAUAGGAGGCAGUAAAGAUGUAAAGAACGAUUGCCUGUUGAACAACACGCAUGACGAUUGCAUAGGAAACAUAACUUUAUUCGAGAACCAGUUGAAGACUCUAAAACGAUGCCAAAGUUACAUCGUCAAGAGAGAACCCUGUGUGAUGGUGGAGAGAAACGCCACUUCAAACAACUUACACAUGUUGUUGUUGCUCCUUGACGUUGAGUGUGCUACAGGAAAUAAACCGGGAGACGAGAGUCGUGUAGACAGUUGUUUAGUGUGCUUUCAUUCUGUCUCGAAGGAGAACACCGUGCAGACAAUCCUUACAGUGCCAAGUACCACACGUUUUAUGCCCGAAACGACGGAUGCGCCUCCAACACAGACACCAUGUGUGGAGAAUCCAACUCAGGAUAGUUGUUGGUGCACUGGCAUUGGAAUAGGUAUUUGGAUAAACGUGUUGCUGAAUACAAUCUUUCUUAUUGUAUGUAUGUCAUUCAUACGGCUACGACAGGGGUGAAUGCUGCCUACGUAUGUCAGGGAACUGAAGACAAUACCAUGUUAAUAAAGAAGUCAAUAUAACACUAGCUUAACACAAGGAGGUCUUUGGGGGGGGGGGGGCUAAAGAAGCUUGUUGGGGGUGAAUUUUAUUAAUUUUUACCCAUAUUUGGCGGGAAAGAAAUCCCAGAACGACAUGUGAACAUUAUAUUUUGGCUUUUCCGCAAAAAUCUCUUAAUCUAAGGUUUUUCCCGAUUUGUUAUGUUAUUUUUUUUAUGUUUUCAGUGUCGCUAACGAGAAAACCUACUGAUUAAAAAAAAAAAAAAAAAAAAAAAGACAUUUUCCAAAAUUUAAAAGAGCAGAGUUGACACUUAC